Molecule: messenger RNA, 3239 nt
Organism: Manis javanica (Malayan pangolin)
Lineage: Eukaryota; Metazoa; Chordata; Mammalia; Pholidota; Manidae
Source: RefSeq, a predicted model, not a curated record
CUUCUGCACCUCUCGCGAGGGUUGCUCCACCGCGCCAGUGAUGCCUUACCAAACAUCUCCUCCCCUUCGGACCAUGUCUUGUGCAUAAGCCAUCUGUCCCUUGUUCUCACUGCCUCGUCUCACGUCCUGCAGCAAGCUGACCGGGAUUGGUACAUGAUGGAUGAGGGAUAUGAUGAGUUCCAUAACCCCCUGGCCUGCUCCUCUGAGGACUACGUGAGGCGGCGGGAGCAGCAUCUUCACAAACAGAAGCAGAAGCGUAUUUCGGCCCAGCGGAGACAGAUCAACGAGGAUAAUGAGCGCUGGGAGGCCAACCGCAUGCUCACCAGUGGGGUCGUCCAGCGGCUGGAGGUGGACGAGGACUUCGAAGAGGACAGUGCAGCUAAGGUGCAUCUGAUGGUGCACAACCUGGUGCCCCCCUUUCUGGAUGGGCGCAUUGUCUUCACUAAGCAGCCAGAGCCUGUGAUUCCAGUCAAGGAUGCCACUUCGGACCUGGCCGUCAUAGCUCGCAAGGGCAGCCAGACGGUGCGGAGGCACCGCGAGCAGAAGGAGCGCAGGAAGGCUCAACACAAGCACUGGGAGCUGGCUGGAACCAAGCUGGGAGAUAUAAUGGGUGUGAAAAAAGAGGAGGAGCCAGAUAAAGCUCUGACAGAGGACGGGAAAGUGGACUACCGGACAGAGCAGAAGUUUGCAGAUCACAUGAAGAAAAAAAGUGAAGCCAGCAGCGAAUUCGCAAAAAAGAAGUCGAUUCUGGAGCAGAGACAGUACCUGCCCAUCUUUGCUGUGCAGCAGGAACUCCUCACUAUUAUCAGAGAUAACAGCAUCGUGAUUGUUGUCGGGGAGACGGGGAGCGGUAAGACCACACAGCUGACCCAGUACUUGCAUGAAGACGGUUACACGGACUAUGGGAUGAUUGGGUGCACCCAGCCCCGGCGUGUGGCCGCCAUGUCGGUGGCCAAGAGAGUCAGUGAAGAGAUGGGGGGAAGUCUUGGUGAGGAGGUGGGCUAUGCCAUUCGCUUUGAAGACUGUACUUCAGAAAACACCUUGAUCAAGUACAUGACUGAUGGGAUCCUGCUGCGAGAGUCCCUCCGGGAAGCGGACCUGGAUCAUUACAGCGCCAUCAUCAUGGACGAGGCCCACGAGCGCUCCCUCAACACCGACGUGCUCUUUGGGCUGCUCCGGGAGGUGGUGGCUCGGCGUUCAGACCUGAAGCUCAUUGUCACUUCGGCCACUAUGGAUGCAGAGAAAUUUGCUGCCUUUUUUGGGAAUGUUCCCAUCUUCUAUAUCCCUGGUCGUACUUUCCCUGUUGACAUCCUCUUCAGCAAGACCCCACAGGAGGACUAUGUGGAGGCCGCCGUGAAGCAGUCCUUACAGGUGCACCUGUCAGGAGCCCCCGGGGACAUCCUUAUUUUCAUGCCGGGCCAAGAGGACAUUGAGGUGACCUCAGACCAGAUUGUGGAACAUCUGGAGGAGCUGGAGAAUGCACCUGCCUUGGCCGUGCUGCCCAUUUACUCCCAGCUGCCCUCUGACCUUCAGGCCAAAAUCUUCCAGAAGGCUCCAGAUGGCGUUCGGAAGUGUAUUGUUGCCACGAACAUUGCUGAGACAUCUCUGACUGUCGAUGGUAUCAUGUUUGUCAUCGAUUCUGGUUACUGUAAAUUGAAGGUCUUCAAUCCCAGAAUUGGCAUGGAUGCCCUGCAGAUCUAUCCCAUCAGCCAGGCCAAUGCCAACCAGCGGUCGGGGCGAGCCGGCAGGACGGGCCCAGGUCAGUGUUUCAGGCUGUAUACCCAGAGCGCCUACAAGAAUGAGCUCCUGACCACCACGGUGCCCGAGAUCCAGAGGACCAACCUGGCCAACGUGGUGCUGCUGCUCAAGUCCCUCGGUGUGCAGGACCUGCUGCAGUUCCACUUCAUGGACCCGCCUCCUGAGGACAACAUGCUCAACUCCAUGUACCAGCUCUGGAUCCUCAGCGCCCUAGACAACACAGGUGGUCUGACCUCCACAGGGCGGCUGAUGGUGGAGUUCCCGCUGGACCCAGCCCUGUCCAAGAUGCUCAUUGUGUCCUGUGACAUGGGCUGCAGCUCCGAAAUCCUGCUCAUUGUCUCCAUGCUCUCGGUCCCGGCCAUCUUCUACAGACCGAAGGGCCGGGAGGAGGAGAGCGAUCAAAUCCGGGAGAAGUUUGCUGUUCCCGAGAGCGAUCAUUUGACGUACCUGAAUGUCUACCUGCAGUGGAAGAACAAUAAUUACUCUACCAUCUGGUGUAAUGAUCAUUUCAUCCACGCCAAGGCCAUGCGGAAGGUCCGGGAGGUGCGGGCUCAGCUCAAGGACAUCAUGGUGCAGCAGCGGAUGAGUCUGGCCUCGUGUGGCACUGACUGGGACGUCGUCAGGAAGUGUAUCUGUGCUGCCUAUUUCCACCAGGCAGCCAAGCUCAAGGGAAUCGGGGAGUAUGUGAAUAUCCGGACAGGGAUGCCCUGCCACUUGCACCCCACCAGCUCCCUCUUUGGAAUGGGCUAUACUCCGGACUACAUAGUGUAUCAUGAGUUGGUCAUGACGACCAAGGAGUACAUGCAGUGUGUGACUGCUGUGGAUGGAGAGUGGCUAGCAGAGCUGGGGCCCAUGUUCUACAGUGUCAAACAGGCAGGAAAAUCUCGGCAGGAGAACCGCCGGCGGGCCAAAGAGGAAGCGUCUGCCAUGGAGGAGGAGAUGGCGCUGGCCGAGGAGCAGCUGCGAGCCCGGCGGCAGGAGCAGGAAAAGCGCAGCCCCCUGGGCAGUGUCAGGUCUACAAAGAUCUACACCCCAGGUCGGAAAGAGCAAGGGGAACCCACGACCCCUCGCCGCACCCCAGCCCGCUUUGGGCUAUGAGCUGAGGCUGUCCUUGCAAAGGAUGGAAGCCAGCUAUGGAGUCCUGAGCCCUUGGCUUCAGCACCCCGGGCGUCCUGACAAAACCUUGUCGCCUGUGUGCGUCUGGGCCCCUGGGGGAAGUGCUGCUGAGGCCCAGCUCUGCAGUGGAGGGAGUAGGAGCGCCUCAGCGCAGGCGUGGGGCAGAGCAGCCGAGGAGCUGCUGGGGAAGUGGCUGGACCCGUCGCAGCCAGGAAAACUGUCCCUGGACACUUGCUGUAUAAAAGACUUGGCCAUGACUAUGUUUUUUAAAGUUCCUGUGUAAAGCGGUAAAAUAGACCUAGAAGGAAUUGUAAUUUGGUUAUAAUUCAGGAUUUGGAAAUAAAUUUAUUGUUUGUAAAAUGUCA